Molecule: messenger RNA, 1729 nt
Organism: Drosophila biarmipes
Lineage: Eukaryota; Metazoa; Arthropoda; Insecta; Diptera; Drosophilidae
Product: zinc carboxypeptidase
Exons: 5
Coding region: 393-1673 (426 amino acids)
Biological process (GO): proteolysis
Molecular function (GO): metallocarboxypeptidase activity; zinc ion binding
Source: RefSeq, a predicted model, not a curated record
CCAGGCAAUACAGUAAAUUAGUUAAUAUUUUGAAUUAGACAUAGCCAUCUCGUAAAUGUUUAACUACCUUUUCAUCUAAAAGUCUAGAAAAAUAAGUAUCAAACAAUAAAUUAUGAAGCCAAAAUAUAGAUUGACUCACUACUUAGUGGCAGAAGAGUUGUCAAGCUUUGAAAAAGAUUUCGAUAACAAUUGAGUAUUUUCCAAAUUCCACAAAUAUUGCUGGUUAGUAAUUCCUCAUUGAUAAGGUGCUGGAAACAGUUUUAUGGAUCGCUUAAUAGUUGGCUUCUGUGCGACAAUCUUUACAAUCCAGUUAUGACCCCAUCAAUAUAGCCAUCGUCUGGCUUUUAUUUCUGCGGAAUAAGUAGUCGCUCGCCGCACGCUCAGCUCUAAGGAUGGCAUUAAUUAGAUUUCUCAUAGCUCUGGCAUUGGUGGUCCUAGUCCAAGGAGCCAGCUUUGGCCAGGACGAUAGAAUACGCUAUGACAACUACUCGGUGUAUAAGGUCAAGUUCGAAACUGCCGAUCAGAGAACUCUUCUGAAAAAGUUAGUGGAGGAUCGGGGAAAAUUUAGACUUUGGCAAGAGACCCAGGAUGAGCUGCACCUCUUGAUAAGUCCAGGUGCUUUCGGCGAACUCGAGUCUGUAGUCCGGAAAACCAAUUCCAGUGCAAAGCUGUUUAUUAGUAAUGUGCAGGAGCUCAUUGAUUCGGAGACAGAAGCCAAUCUUAAGGCCAGCAGAGAUGGCUCCUUCGGCUGGACAAAGUACAACUCGCUGGAGGAGAUUUAUGCUUGGUUAGACGAAAUUCUAGCCGCUUAUCCUGCGAUUACUGAGAGUUUUAUUGUGGGUCAAUCUUACGAGGGUCGCACAAUCAGGGGCAUUAAGAUCUCCUACAAAUCGAAUAACCCAGGCGUAUUUAUUGAGUCAAACAUCCAUGCUAGGGAAUGGAUUACCUCUGCCACAGCCACUUGGUUGAUUAAUGAGUUCCUUACCUCCACGGAUGAGUUAGUGAGAAAUCUCGCCGAGAAUCACGACUGGUAUAUAGUGCCGGUGUUCAAUGUGGAUGGUUUCGUUUAUACCCACGAAAAGGACCGCAUGUGGCGCAAGACCCGCCAACCCUCCGAAAUUUCCAGUUGCGUUGGCGUAGACCCGAACCGCAAUUUCGACUCGUAUUGGAUGGAGAGCGGGGGCGCUUCUUCGGAUCCCUGCGCUGAGGAUUACGGUGGCCCUAAUCCUUUUUCUGAGCCGGAGGUCAAGGCGUUGGCUGAUUAUAUCACCAGCAUCAAGGAUAAAAUCAACGUACUGCUUGCGUUUCACUCGUACAGUCAGCUCCUGCUCUCUCCCUACGGACACACUAAGGAAGAGUUUCCACCCAACUACGAUGAUCUGAUGGAGGUGGCUCAGGCCUAUGGAGACGCGGUUGGGAGUCUGCCUUACGGCACAGUCUACAGAUAUGGUUCAAGUGCAGGCGUUCUCUAUUACGCUACUGGAGCCACCAUCGAUUGGGUCUACAACGAGCAAGGAGUGGAGAUAACGUAUACCAUUGAGUUUAGGGACACUGGUCGAUAUGGAUUCAUCCUUCCCCCGGCUCACAUUAUUCCGAACGCAGAGGAGGCAUUGGUUGGCAUUGCGGCCCUUCUAGAGAAGUGUGAUGAGUUGGGCUAUCUUGAGCUCAAGUAAGUGCUGGGAAUGCCAAUAAGCCGCAAAGCAAUAAAGAUUAGCUGCCGAUAAUCAAG